AUGGCGACCACAUCGAACAUGUUCCUGUAUUCCUUGACCAUCCAGCCACCCACCGCUGUCACGCAGGCUCUGCUUGGUCAGUUCUCAGGAACCAAGGAACAGCAGAUUCUUACGGCGUCUGGAUCGCGUCUAACCCUCCUCCAGCCUGAUCCCCGUCAGGGCAAGGUCAACACCCUGCUGUCUCAUGACAUCUUCGGCAUCGUACGCGCCAUCGCGUCGUUCCGUCUGGCCGGCAGCCACAAGGACUACAUUAUUCUCGCCACUGAUUCGGGCCGCAUCACGAUUAUCGAGUAUCUUCCCAAGACGAACAAGUUCCAGCGCAUCCACCUCGAGACUUUCGGCAAGUCGGGCGUCCGCCGAGUCAUCCCCGGCCAGUACUUGGCCGCAGACCCCAAGGGAAGAGCCUGCCUUAUUUCGUCACUGGAAAAGAACAAGCUGGUCUAUGUUCUCAACCGCAACUCACAGGCCGAGCUUACCAUCUCGUCACCGCUAGAAGCCCACAAGCCAGGAGUGCUGGUGCUGUCUCUUGUGGCCCUUGACGUUGGUUACGCCAACCCCGUUUUCGCCGCGUUGGAAAUAGAUUACUCGGACGCGGAUCAGGACCCUACGGGCCAAGCACGAGAAGAAGUCGAGACACAGCUGGUAUACUACGAGCUUGAUUUGGGCCUGAACCACGUUGUUCGCAAGUGGUCGGAUACUGUCGAUCGUACUUCUUCGCUGCUCUUCCAAGUACCGGGCGGUAAUGACGGUCCCAGCGGUGUGUUGGUUUGCGGCGAGGAAAAUGUUACUUAUCGACACUCGAACCAAGAGGCCUUCCGCGUUCCUAUCCCCAGACGUAAGGGCGCUACCGAGGAUCCUCAGAGGAAGCGUGUCAUCGUCUCUGGCGUGAUGCACAAGCUCAAGGGGAGCGCGGGCGCCUUUUUCUUCCUUCUUCAGACGGAUGAUGGAGAUCUCUUCAAGAUCACCAUUGACAUGAUCGAAGAUGCUGACGGUAACCCCACUGGGGAGGUUAAGCGCCUGAAGAUCAAGUACUUCGAUACGAUACCAGUAGCAACCAGCCUUUGCAUCCUGAAGAGCGGCUUCCUGUUCGCCGCUAGCGAGUUUGGGAACCAUCACUUCUACCAGUUCGAAAAACUUGGAGACGAUGACGAGGAGCUCGAGUUCAGCAGCGACGACUUUCCGACAGACCCUACCGCCUCGUAUAACCCGGUGUACUUCCACCCCAGGCCACUUGAAAACUUGGUCCUGGUUGAGAGCAUUGAUUCGAUGAACCCUCAGGUUGAUUGCAAGGUUGCGAACCUGACGGGUGACGAUGCGCCCCAGAUCUACUCUGUCUGUGGAAAUGGUGCGCGGAGUACUUUUCGCUCGUUGAAGCACGGACUCGAAGUGUCUGAAAUUGUCGCUUCAGAGCUCCCGGGUACGCCUUCCGCGGUGUGGACGACCAAGUUGACCAAGUACGACCAGUACGACGCUUACAUUGUGCUGUCAUUCACAAAUGGAACUUUGGUGCUCAGCAUUGGCGAGACAGUUGAGGAGGUCAGCGAUAGCGGUUUUUUGACUACUGCGCCUACCCUAGCUGUCCGGCAAAUGGGUGAGGACGGCUUGAUCCAAGUUCACCCCAAGGGUAUUCGCCACAUCGUCCAAGGUCGUGUCAAUGAAUGGCCUGCGCCUCAGCAUCGGUCGAUUGUUGCUGCUACGGCAAACGAGAAUCAGGUCGUGAUUGCUUUGAGCUCUGGCGAAAUUGUCUACUUCGAAAUGGACUCGGAUGGCUCGCUCGCCGAGUAUGACGAAAAGAAGGAGAUGUCGGGAACCGUCACAUCGCUGAGUGUUGGUCAAGUACCAGAGGGCCUCAAGCGAAGCUCGUUUCUAGCUGUAGGAUGUGAUGAUUGCACAGUUCGCAUUCUUAGCUUGGACCCUGACUCGACGCUCGAGAUGAAGUCCAUCCAAGCGUUGACAGCUGCACCCUCGGCUCUGUCCAUAAUGUCCAUGGAGGACUCGUUCGGUGGCUUCACCCUCUAUCUGCACAUUGGUCUGCAUUCGGGUGUAUACCUUCGAACAGUGCUGGAUGAGGUCACGGGUGAACUAACAGACACUCGUCAAAAGUUUCUAGGCCCCAAGCCUACCAAACUCUUCCAAGUAUCUGUUCAAGAUCAGCCAUGUGUUCUUGCGCUGAGCUCGAGGCCAUGGCUGGGCUACACCGACCCACUGACCAAGGGGUUUAUGAUGACCCCUCUAAGUUACACUGAGCUUGAGUAUGGCUGGAACUUCAGCAGCGAACAGUGCUUGGAAGGCAUGGUCGGAAUUCAUGCUAAUUACUUGAGAAUCUUUUCGAUCGAAAAGCUGGGAGACAACAUGAUCCAGAAAUCCAUUCCUUUGACUUACACACCAAAGCGCCUAGUCAAGCAUCCCGAACAGCCUUACUUUUACACUAUAGAGUCCGAUAAUAACACGCUUCCCCCGGAGCUGCGGGCAAAGCUUCUGGAGCAACAAAGCAAUGGUGAUGCGACGAUACUGCCGCCAGAGGAUUUUGGAUAUCCCAAGGCUAAGGGCAGAUGGGCAUCAUGCAUCAGCAUUAUCGAUCCUAUCAGCGACGAACCGAGAGUCCUCCAAAGGAUCGAUCUCGACAACAAUGAGGCGGCAGUCAGUGCGGCUAUUGUACCCUUUGCCAGUCAAGAGGGUGAAAGUUUCUUGGUAGUCGGCACAGGCAAGGACAUGGUCCUUAACCCACGUCAAUUCACCGAGGGCUACAUCCAUGUCUACAGAUUCCAUGAGGAUGGCCGGGAUCUGGAGUUCAUCCACAAGACCCGAGUGGAAGAGCCACCUAUGGCACUCAUCCCGUUCCAGGGUCGUCUGCUGGCUGGCGUGGGCAAGACACUUCGCAUCUACGACCUCGGUUUGAAGCAGCUGCUCAGAAAGGCUCAAGCAGAUGUGACGCCCACCCUGAUCGUGUCCCUACAAAGCCAGGGCAACCGCAUCAUUGUCGGCGAUCUCCAGCAGGGUGUCACUUACGUUGUCUACAAGGCCGAGGGCAACAGACUCAUCCCCUUCGUCGACGACACCCUAAACCGCUGGACAACCUGCACUACCAUGGUCGACUACGAAUCCGUCGCCAGCGGCGAUAAGUUCGGCAACAUUUCCAUCGUUCGCUGCCCAGAGCGCGUCAGUCAGGACACUGACGAGCCUGGGUCAGAGAUCCACCUGAUGCACGCCCGCAACUACCUUCACGGCACACCCAACCGCCUGAGCCUGCAGGUCCACUUCUUCACUCAGGACUUGCCGACCAGCAUUUGCAAGACCAGCCUGGUGGUCGGUGGUCAGGACGUGCUGCUCUGGAGCGGUUUGCAGGGCACUGUCGGUGUCUUCAUUCCCUUUGUCAGCCGUGAGGAUGUCGACUUUUUCCAGAAUCUGGAGAACCACAUGCGCGCUGAGGACCCGCCGCUUGCGGGCCGUGACCACUUGAUCUACAGAGGUUAUUACACCCCCGUCAAGGGCGUGAUUGAUGGUGACUUGUGCGAGAGGUUCAGCUUGCUGCCGAACGAUAAGAAGCAGAUGAUUGCGGGAGAACUUGAUCGCUCGGUGAGGGAAAUUGAGCGCAAGAUUUCGGAUAUCCGCACCAGGUCUGCCUUCUAA
Messenger RNA from Sordaria macrospora k-hell, 3630 nucleotides. RefSeq lists its product as uncharacterized. Gene Ontology annotation, cellular component: U2 snRNP; nucleus. Gene Ontology annotation, molecular function: U2 snRNA binding; protein binding. Lineage: Eukaryota; Fungi; Ascomycota; Sordariomycetes; Sordariales; Sordariaceae. Gene Ontology annotation, biological process: mRNA splicing, via spliceosome. The record is from RefSeq and is a predicted model, not a curated record.